CUUGGCUUUAUUUGCUUGUUCUACAUUUUUAGACAGUCGUAGGACGAAUCAGUGGGAUGGGCAGUCUGGCAAGGACGUAUUGUUUAAUUUCUACAUAAGUUUAAUCUUUAAUAUUUUUCGUGCUUAGUGCUGUGUUAUUUUUGGUUAAAUAUACAAGAUUUGAAAUGGAGGAUAUAUUUCAUUGGUGCCGUGAAGGCAAUGCAAUGCAAGUAAGGGUUUGGCUAGACGACACAGAACAUGAUUUGAAUCAAGGUGAUGACCAUGGCUUCAGCCCAUUACAUUGGGCGUGUAAAGAGGGACAUGUGAAAAUUGUUGAACUUCUUAUUCAAAGAGGUGCUAGAAUUAACGUUACAAAUCGUGGAGAUGAUACACCUUUACAUCUUGCUGCAGCGCAUGGCCACAGGGAAAUUGUCCAUAUGCUACUACGAAAUAGAGCUGAUGUAAAUUUUACGAAUGAACAUGGUAAUACGCCUCUGCAUUAUGCAGCUUUCUGGGGAUACCAACAGAUAGCUGAAGAUCUGAUAAAUCAUGGAGCGCUUAUUUCUCUCGCUAAUAAAGAUGGUGCUACUCCACCAGAUAAGGCAAGAGGUUCAUUGGAAAAAAGAAUGAGAGAUCUUGCCAUUGAAACUGGUCAAGACCUCAAGAAAAUCACCUUUAAAGAUCAGAGCUGGUUAGGGCUUAAGACCAGAAGUCGAGAUGCUACUUUAUCUCGCCACAAAGGAAUCAAUAUGGACGAUUUAGCUUUGCAUACUCAGAUGGCUUCUACUCCUAGUGGUACAACAUGGCGUGGGCGGUGGCAAAAAAACUUUAUUGUUGCUAAAAUUCUCAAUGUAAGAGAAAUAACUCCGAGGAUUUCGAGGGAUUUCAAUGAGGAAUUUCCUAAACUCAGAAUAUUUUCUCAUCCUAAUGUUCUGCCUGUGAUUGGCUGCUGCAACACCCCUACUGACCUCGUAGUGAUUAACCAGCACAUGGCUUGGGGCUCCCUCUACACGCUGCUGCAUGAAGGCACUGGCGUUGUUGUCGAUUCGGCUCAGGCUUUAAGGUUUGCUGCGGAUGUCGCUAGGGGUAUGGCGUUCCUUCACAGCUUGGCACGUAUCACUCCUGCCUACCAUCUCAACAGUAGGCACGUUAUGAUUGAUGAGGACCUAACAGCGAGAAUUAAUAUGGCUGAUUGUAAAUUUUCAUUCCAAGAGAAAGGAAGAAUGUAUUACCCAGCGUGGAUGUCCCCAGACGCUUUGCAGAAGAAACCUACGGAUCGAAAUUGGGAAGCAUCAGAUAUGUGGAGCUUUGCCGUUCUCUUAUGGGAAUUGGCUACAAGGGAGGUGCCAUUUGCCGAUCUUUCCCCGAUGGAAAUUGGAAUGAAAGUUGCUCUAGAAGGACUAAGGGUUUCAAUUCCCCCAGGCAUAUCUACACAUUUGGCAAAGUUGAUUAAAAUUUGCAUGAAUGAAGAUCCAGGAAAACGGCCUACAUUUGAAAUGGUGUUGCCAAUAUUAGAUAAAAUGAAUAGAUAAAAGAAGAGCGGCCAUUUUUUAAUUCAUUGGCGAUUCAUUGAAAAUUAAAUAGACUACUACUUUAUAUUAAUGAAACUAACUGAUGAGUCCAUUUCUCUCUUCUUUUUUUUUUUUUUUUUUUAAUUUUGUUUUAUCACUUUAUUUUUAUAUGAAAAAAUGAAUUUUCUUACAAAUUAAUUUAACAGUUAUUAUUAAUUAUUCAUUGAUCACAUAUGCCAGUUGAAUGGAACAAUAUAUAAAUUCUUUUUUUUUCUUUUCAACUUCAUGUUUACAUCCACAAAUGUCUAAUACAUCAUUGACAAUCAGUGGAUUGUCUACGAAAAUUAGAAAUAAAAUUAUGAUAAGCCUUCUAUGGCAUUGUUUUAGACAACAAAUAAAUUUACAGAAAGUCUCUUCCAUGAUCUUUUCAGCCUCCUUGUGAUGUUACUGCAGCCAUUCUUAUUAUUAACUGGUUUUUAUGUUCCUAUAAAUUGUCAUGAAAUCGUUUGUUGUGAGUCCGUACGUAUUUGCUGACUUUAGGCAUUCUAAGGUAGCGUUUAAAGUCGCAUUAAAAGCGUAUCAAGGUGCCUGUGUAAUAAGUCUAAAUACUUUGGAUUGAAAUGUUUGGACUCUUUUUGGCAAAACCGAAAAUUUGAGAAGCGUAGGACAUAUGUGUAGGUAGCAAGUUUCUUUCUUAGUUUUAAUUUUGAUUGUGAUCUGAUUUAUAAGUAUAACAGUUUACUUUGUUGAUUUAACAUCUUACGUUUUUUUUUAAUGUGUGGGCCCCAAGAUAUAAAUUCUUAAAUGAGCAUUUAGACAUGACCACCUUAAAUAGUUUAGUUUAUUGAAUUAUGCAAAAACAAUACUGAAGUAUUUAAAUUUCAAAAUCUCAUUAUUUCAUUUAGCAUACUAUAUUGUAUACUAGAAAAAAAAAAAUUGCUCAAAACUAUUUUAUCAAAUAUAUUUAGUGACCCAAAGUAUGACUAUACUAAACUUAAAUAAGUCUUAAGGAUAUAUAAACUUACCGGACAAGUCUUCAGUACGUUUAAAGAACGCAGACAAUUAGACAACUUUGAUAACUUUGCAAAUUUUUCCUACUAAUAAAUCGUAAGGAAAAGCACUUUUCCUGGUAACAGUGUCUUCUAUUUUUUAGAAAUUCUGACAAUAAAUAUUCAAUGACUGAUAAAUAUCCAGUUAAAAACUCAAUUUUGAUUUUUUUUUAUGAAAUCUACCGACUAGUUGGUAUUUUGUUCAGCGCCUACUUAAAUUUGAAUGUUUUGACAAACAAUACUUUUUUUAUAAUUUUGUUUUUUGGGAGGGAGAUAAUCUUUUUAUUUAUAAAAAUAACAAAUUAUAUUUAUGCAAAGAUAGCAAAUAUAUAUUAUUAUUUUAAUAUUUUGUAUAAAUAAAUACUUUUGGGAUUCUGAAAUUUAUCAUACUGAAUUAUUAAUUAGCUAUUAAUGAUUUUAUUGCUGAGACAAUAUUUAUUGUUUUGUGUACUUAAGUUCAUAUAUUUUAUUAUUUAAAUAUAUUGGUUUUAAAACAUAACAAAUUUCAAAAACAUCCAAGAAAAAUUUAUUUUGGUGUUUUUGAUCUAUUUCUGUCAUAAAAAUUUUUGAUAAUAUCAACUUUUUUGGUACAUUUUUUUUUGCAAUAUGAUUUUUAAUUGUUAAAUUUUUAUUUUUGGAAGUCUUUAUUAAUUGUUCCAUUACAAUUGGCAUCUCAGUGAAUGCAAUUUAAUUUAUUUUGACUAAUUUGAAAAUGACUACCAUGUUUUUAAUAUGAAUAUUUGUUAAUGUUGUAUUAUAUGUUCUACAUUUAUAUAACUGUUGGAUUAAAAAUUUAUUCUUUUUUUUUAUUAGUUUGCUGUGCUUAGUAACUUAAUAUAUUAGCCAUUGCUCUAAAUGUGCUUUGUCAAGAUGCCCUUAUUGGUCAGUUAGUAAAACUUUGGUGGCUAUUUUUUAAACUAAGAAUGGUUUAGGGCUGUUUGUGCUACUGUAGCCUUUCCUUAUAAUACCCAUGUUAAUUUAGGAGAACUUUAUUUUUUGAUUUAUGUUUUUUUAUGAUUAAUUUUCUUAUAGUGGAUAAUAUUAUUUAUUGCUAUUAAGGGGAAUAAUUUGUUUUACUUGUCAAAUCGUCCAUCUCAAAGUGUGCUACUACUGUUUGGGUGCUACAAAAAUUGCAUUUUUCACUGCCAAAUAAAUAUAUAGUUUAGGAAAUAAACUGAACCACUUUAUGUAAUUUAAUAAACUGUGGCUGUGAUAUAUUUUCCAGAUAUUUAUAUUUUACUGAAAUCACUUUUUCUCUAAAACAUUCAUCAACUAUCGAUUUCUGAAGUCGUUUUCACAUUCAGUAAAACCUAGUUAAUCACUUUUCAUUCUUAAUAAGAUUCAGAAAUGGCCUGAUUUUAAAUGUAUCUAAGGUUUAUUUAUUCCACAUUUUUUAUCUUUAAAUUCUUGUUGGCCAUGGUAAAUUAUUUUUUUGUUCUUUAAAAUUAUUAUAUUAUAGAAAUGAAAAUAUAUUAUAAAGUUGGAUUUAGUUAUUAUAAUUCAUAAAUAUAUAUUUUAUUUGUACGUCUGAUAAUAAUUUGAUUUUUAUUCCAACUACUGAUGAUAAAAUUGACUCUCCCUUCGAUUCUGCUCGUUGCAGAAAAUUACUAGUCAAGCUUAAGGAAAAAAAUAUUUUCGUGUAUAUUGAAUUUGAUCUCUUGUUACAAACAAGGUUUCUAUUGAAUUUAUAGGAUUACUGAAAGACUUAUCAAUAUUUUUUAAAAGUGUGUUCAGUAUUUUUAUUAAAAAAAAAAAUCUAUAAACCAAUCUUUGGGUGAAUACAGGAAUAAUUAUUGUUAUUUUUUCUCUCUGUAAUAUAGUAGCUGAUAAGCUUUAGAUUUAUGUUAUAUUAUGUUAUUAUGUUAUAUGCCCUGUGGCAAUAAUUACAUUAAAAGCCGGUUCUAUUGUUGACUAAAUGUUAAAAAUACAUUCGAACCUUUAAAUAUCGAACUUAUAUGUUUCUUGAUAAAUAUUUUGUUUACAGAAAUUUCUAUUUAUUGAAAAAUUAAAAUUUAUCAUUGAUUAAAAAUCAAAAAUUAUUGGAUGUUCAGUAUAUAUAUAAGUUCGAUUGCUGUUUCAUUUUUAUUUUGAACAAAUUUACGAGGUUUAAAUAUAUAUUUUUUUAAUUUUAAAGGAUUGUUAAAUUGUUUAUUUAAAUAUAAUGUAUCUCCACAGCUUUAUUAGCAUUUUAAUUACAGAUCUGUCCAAUAUUAUGCCUUAUAUGAAGCAGAGCUUCAUUGCAUCAAGUGCCUCUUAACAUAAAUUGUAUGAAUUUCAUAAAUUUUAUUUGAAAUUUGUCAUUUCAUCAAUUUAUACACUUAAGGAGAAUUAUUUUUGCCCAAGUUUAUGAAGUUUCCUUGCCCUUUUAAAUUCUUUUCUCUCAUUUUUAGCCUUUAUUGCUCUUUCUUAAAUAAUUUAAAAUACAUACCUAUAUAUGUAUAAUGAAUGAUCUCAGCUCAAAUUUCAAGAGGUCAAAUCCGAGACUUAAUUAUAAUUUUUAUAAAAUUUUAAACUCUCUUGUGCCUUUAUAGUUACGUGAAUUAGGCCACCGGCAGAUUUUUUUUUUUAGGUUUCAUCUUGUGAAUUUGAUGUUAACAUGAUAUUAAUCGUGAUAGUGCCUUAACAUUUCUUUUUAUGUUGUUCUCAAAAAUGUUGUACUUAAACAGAUCUUUAAAAGUUGUUUUGAAUAAGGCCAGUUUCAUAAAUAUUGAUAAUUCAUUAUUUUCAAAUGAAUACUGUUGAUGUUAUUAAAUGACAUUCUUAAACGUAAAAACAAAUCAAUUAUACUUUCCUACACUUAAACCACUGUUUUCUUUUGUCAUCUAUAUUAGAUGGUUUUUAAAAAAAGUCUGCUAGUUAAUAUAUCUAUGAUUUUUAUAUGUUAUUGAUUUUUUUUUUUUUGCCACCAGAUUUUUAUCAUUAAACAAUAAUUUCUUUAACGUUGUGCCUUCAUUGGUAAAUUAUUAAUGAAGUACUUUUCAAACUUAUGAAUCAUUAUAAGUAUUAACCAAUAAAAAAUAAAUAAAUGAGAAGAUAUAGAAUUAUAGUAAAUUAAAAAUUGAUUGCAUGGAUAAUAUUCAUAGAUGUAGAUUUAUGUUUUAACGUAUUAAUAGUUCAUUAAUAAUGUUGUUAAAAUGAAUUUAAUCAAAACUGAUUGUUGAUCUUAGUAAUAUCAUGUGUUUUAUAGUUAUAUACAUUUAUCCAGUCUAAUUAAAACAUGAUUGGUUGGUUAAGUUAAAUAUGCAUUUAGCAAAAAGAUGUUUUUAUCAAUACGGUCCUGAAACGCUUUAUAAUAAAAUUAACUAGUAUUUAGGUAAUCAGUAGAGAUAAAUAUUUCAAAAUGAAUUUACUAGUUUAGGUAUUAUGAUAGUAGAAUUAAUUAAAGUAAUACUAUAUUAGUCUUCCAAAAACAUUAUCCGCAAUAUUAUAUUAGAAUGGACUUUAAUUAUUGUUAAAAAAUAAAAAAAAUGUCAAAUUUGUUGGGAUGUUUAAUCCAGACAUUUUUUUUUUUAAAUUAACGUACAUUAUGUAGAUUAAUUGUUAGUUAAAAAAAUAAAUUUAUGCUUGUACAAAUAAAAUUGAAACAAUAUUUGUUGACAAUUUAAUGAUUAUAUAAAGUUGAUUGUGUGUGUGUAUAUUAAUUUGUGCUAAAUUAUGUAUUUUUAUUAUUGAAAGAUAGUAUAUGUUACUGAUUCCAUUAAUUAAUUUUUUUAAACUAACUUAAAAUUUGAGUAUUAUGUAAUAUAUUUAUUUAUUUUUGUAAUUUGAUUUGAAAAUUCGAGUGUCAUGGAAUUAUGUUGAAAUUAACUUUUAUAUAUUUAUUGUUAAUUUGUAUAGAUUUUAAUGUUAAUACAUGCAUUAUUUUGGAUUUAUUUUAAUUUGUUUUUAUCCAUUCCUUGAU
Molecule: messenger RNA, 6440 nt
Organism: Nezara viridula (southern green stink bug)
Lineage: Eukaryota; Metazoa; Arthropoda; Insecta; Hemiptera; Pentatomidae
Source: the annotation of a GenBank genome assembly